AGUGAUUGCUGAUGAAACUCGCGAGACCCAUUUUUCGCCGAUGCACUACGUCCUCGAAGAUUCCAAAACGGGAGCGAGUAACAAGAACACAAGUAUCCAUUAACUCCAUUAAAGAGCUUCAUGCUCGUCUAAUCCGAGCUCAACUCCACACAAACCCACAUUCUAUAUCCGCUGUCAUCAAAGCAUACGCCUUCUCUUCAUCUUAUUUGCACAUGGCUCAUCUCGUUUUCAAUCUAAUUGAGCGACCUACAUUACUUGUAUGGAACUAUAUGAUACGUGGCUUGUCGCAAAGUAAUCAACCCUGUGAAGCAAUUAACAUGUACUAUCGUUUGUAUCACCGUGGUCUGUCUGGAGAUAACUUAACAUUUAUUUUCGUUUUAAAGGCAUGCGCUCGUCUUUCAGACACUGUACAAGGUCAAAAGAUUCAUGUUCAGGCGAUGAAACUCGGGUUUUAUGAUGUUCUGGAUUUGUUUGACGCAAUGCAGGAAGCAAAUGUGAAGGCCGAUGGGGUGACAAUGGUGAAAGUUCUUUUAGCGUGUAGUCGUUUGGGCGACUAUGAUAUUGCCGAUUCCGUGGUUAUAUAUAUUGAGGGAAAUCACGUUGAGAUUGAUGUUUACUUGGGGAAUACAUUGAUAGAUAUGUAUGGAAGGCGUGGUUUGGUGGAUUUGGCGAGGAAAGUUUUCCAUAAGUUGAGGAAAAGGAAUACGGUUUCUUGGAAUGCCAUGAUCAUGGGGUAUGCUAAAGUGGGAAAGUUGAAAGAAGCCAGGAAGCUUUUUGAGGCAAUGCCUGCUAGAGAUGUGAUUUCUUGGACAUCUAUGAUCACGGGGUACUCUCAAGCCGGCCACUUUCUCGAUGCCAUGAAGCUUUUCCAAGAAAUGAUGGCAGCUAAGGUCAAACCAGACGAGAUUACAGUGGCCAGUGUGCUUUCUGCAUGUGCUCAUUUGGGUUCGCUUGAUAUGGGACUAUCUGUUCAUGAAUAUAUACGCGAGCAUGGUGUAAAAGCAGAUAUUCACGUUGAGAAUUCUCUGAUAGAUAUGUAUUGUAAAUGCGGUGAGGCGGGGAAAGCGUUAAAGGUCUUUCAUGAAAUGAAAGAGAAGGACUCUGUUUCAUGGACUUCCAUUAUCUCAGGCCUUGCUGUCAAUGGUUUUUCCAAUUCAACACUUGAGCUCUUUUCAAAGAUGUUGAUGGAAGGUGUUCAGCCUGCUCAUGGAACAUUCGUUGGGAUUUUACUAGCUUGCACUCAUGCAGGAUUAGUAGAUAAUGGAUUGAAGUAUUUUCAAAGCAUGAAAAAAGUUUAUGGACUAACCCCAGAAAUGAAACAUUAUGGGUGCGUUGUUGAUCUCUUGAGCCGGUCAGGCAACCUGUAUAGGGCCUAUGAGUUCAUAAAGGAAAUGCCCAUAGUUGCUGAUGUUAUAGUAUGGAGGAUAUUAUUGAGUGCUUGUAAGGUUCAUGGAGAUGUACAUUUGGCUGAGAUUGCCACACACAAACUUCUUGAAUUGGAUAAUUCUAAUAGCGGUAAUUAUAUUCUCUUGUCAAAUACUUAUGCAAGUUCAGAAAGAUGGGGUGAUGCUAUAAAAGUUAGGGAAUUGAUGAUGGAGAGCAAUGUGCAGAAGCCAUCAGCUAGGAGUUCCAUUGAAGUUAAAGGUUGAUCAUAAAGUAUUUUUCAGGACAAAACUUCCUGUCCAGUUUCAGGAGAGGAGUCGACUGAAUGCUGUUAUUAGAAAUAGAUGAUCCAAGGUUUUUGCAUAUGCAGUCAUCAUGAUUUGGGUGAUACUGGAGCCUUCUGUCGUAAGUUUCAGUUGAGCUCCAUUCCCAUGGCAAACUGACUAAUGAAUUAAACAUUAGCAGACACUGUAAUGAAUCCUCUGGUAUGCUUAUAACCCUUUAAAGAUAAACUGUAAAUAUCAAUAUGAAUUAAACACUAGAAUUUCAAAAAA
Messenger RNA from Carica papaya (papaya), 1937 nucleotides. RefSeq names its product pentatricopeptide repeat-containing protein At2g22410, mitochondrial-like. Gene Ontology annotation, biological process: RNA modification. Gene Ontology annotation, molecular function: protein binding; RNA binding. NCBI's taxonomy places the organism in Eukaryota, Viridiplantae, Streptophyta, Magnoliopsida, Brassicales, Caricaceae. The record is from RefSeq and is a predicted model, not a curated record.